Opisthocomus hoazin is the source of this 4126-nucleotide messenger RNA. The record is from RefSeq and is a predicted model, not a curated record. Lineage: Eukaryota; Metazoa; Chordata; Aves; Opisthocomiformes; Opisthocomidae.
AUGACGAAGGUGGGGUCUAAGCUGGAAAGUCCUGACUGUGACCACUUCACCUGCAAUCAGGAGGGAGGGAUCUGCAAGCACAAAAAGGCAUGCAUAACAAUGAGUAGCCUACGAGAUCCGGUUUUCAGGAUAUCAGAUCGAGCACCCAACGACUUCCGUGGCCCAGAGGAGAAUUUCUUGUCAAAAGCUAAGUCGGAGAGUGAUAAACCCACAGAGGCAGAAGCACUCCAGAGCAGCCACCAGAUUAGGUUUCAGGCAACACUAAAUGUGAUGCCGCUGCAGCAGAAUGCACCUGUCCAGCAGAAGAUGAUGAUGGCUGGAGGUCACACUUUAAAGCUAGAAUGCGAAAAACUGGCCAGUGAGAAGACAGAGAUGCAGCGACAUUAUGUCAUGUAUUACGAGAUGUCCUAUGGGCUGAAUAUAGAGAUGCAUAAGCAGGCAGAAAUUGUCAAGAGGCUGAACGCUAUAUGUGCACAAGUCAUUCCCUUUCUGUCCCAAGAGCACCAGCAACAAGUGGUGCAGGCUGUGGAGCGUGCCAAGCAAGUGACCAUGGCAGAACUGAACGCAAUCAUUGGGCAACAACUCCAGGCCCAGCAUUUGUCACAUGGACAUGGUCUUCCCGUGCCGCUCACGCCGCACCCCUCGGGCUUGCAGCCUCCAGCCAUCCCACCCAUUGGCAGCAGUGCUGGGCUCCUGGCACUGUCCAGUGCGCUGGGGGGGCAGUCCCACCUCCCCAUUAAAGACGAGAAGAAGCACCACGAUAACGAUCACCAAAGAGACAGAGACUCCAUCAAGAGCUCUUCUGUAUCUCCCUCAGCCAGUUUCAGAACAGCAGAAAAGCACAGAAAUUCAACAGAUUAUUCUUCAGAUAGUAAAAAACAGAAAACGGAAGAGAAGGAAAUAGCAGCUCGUUACGACAGUGAUGGUGAAAAGAGUGAUGACAACUUAGUAGUUGAUGUUUCAAAUGAGGAUCCUUCCUCUCCUCGGGGGAGCCCAGCACACUCUCCACGGGAGAAUGGCUUGGAUAAGACUCGACUGCUGAAGAAAGAUGCACCAAUUAGUCCAGCGUCUAUUGCAUCCUCCAGCAGUACUCCUUCCUCGAAAUCCAAAGAACUUAGCCUUAAUGAGAAAUCUACCACUCCUGUGUCUAAAUCAAAUACCCCAACUCCGCGAACUGAUGCCCCAACUCCAGGCAGCAACUCCACUCCCGGACUGAGGCCGGUGCCUGGCAAACCCCCAGGUGUGGACCCGCUAGCUUCAGGUUUAAGGACGCCUAUGGCAGUGCCGUGUCCUUAUCCUGCUCCAUUUGGGAUCGUGCCACAUGCUGGUAUGAAUGGGGAGCUGACUAGCCCUGGAGCUGCCUAUGCUGGUCUACACAAUAUAUCCCCUCAAAUGAGUGCAGCAGCUGCAGCAGCAGCAGCAGCAGCAGCUUACGGGAGAUCUCCGGUGGUUGGUUUUGAUCCACAUCAUCACAUGCGAGUCCCAGGCAUUCCUCCCAAUCUCACAGGCAUCCCAGGAGGAAAACCAGCAUACUCAUUUCAUGUAAGUGCAGAUGGUCAGAUGCAGCCGGUUCCCUUCCCUCCUGAUGCCCUCAUCGGUCCAGGAAUCCCUCGCCAUGCCCGUCAGAUCAACACUCUGAACCACGGGGAAGUUGUGUGUGCAGUUACCAUCAGCAACCCCACGAGACACGUAUACACGGGUGGGAAGGGGUGUGUCAAAGUCUGGGAUAUCAGCCACCCUGGCAACAAGAGCCCUGUUUCUCAGCUGGACUGCCUGAACAGAGAUAACUACAUCCGUUCCUGCAGAUUGCUCCCCGACGGCCGCACCCUGAUUGUUGGCGGGGAAGCCAGCACAUUAUCCAUUUGGGACCUGGCAGCUCCAACUCCUCGCAUCAAGGCAGAGCUGACAUCUUCUGCUCCAGCUUGCUAUGCCCUAGCUAUCAGCCCCGACUCCAAGGUCUGCUUCUCUUGCUGUAGUGAUGGGAACAUUGCAGUGUGGGAUCUGCAUAACCAGACUUUAGUAAGGCAAUUUCAGGGCCACACAGAUGGAGCAAGCUGUAUUGACAUUUCUAAUGACGGCACCAAAUUAUGGACGGGAGGCUUGGACAAUACAGUCAGAUCCUGGGAUCUCAGAGAAGGGAGACAGCUACAGCAACAUGACUUCACAUCACAGAUCUUCUCACUGGGCUAUUGUCCAACUGGGGAGUGGUUGGCAGUCGGAAUGGAGAACAGUAACGUCGAGGUGCUGCAUGUUACAAAGCCGGACAAGUAUCAGCUGCAUCUUCAUGAGAGCUGUGUGUUGUCACUCAAAUUUGCCCACUGUGGCAAAUGGUUUGUAAGCACUGGAAAAGAUAAUCUUCUUAAUGCCUGGAGAACACCGUAUGGAGCCAGUAUAUUCCAGUCCAAAGAAUCCUCAUCUGUGCUUAGCUGUGAUAUCUCUGUGGAUGACAAAUACAUUGUCACUGGCUCUGGGGACAAGAAAGCUACAGUCUAUGAAGUUAUUUAUUAGAGACAAAUCUGAAUGCAGACAGAACUCCUUCUCCUAGCACUUUGCUGUAUAUUCCUUUUUUUUUUCUUUCUAAACUGAGAACUUACACGCUCAUCACAGUUGUGAAAUUUAUUUUUACCUUCUUAACUUGCUAUUGAUUUGUGAAUGCUCAUUAAGAACUUGUGAUACCAAAUUGUCAGAUUAUCUACUUGGAAGAAGAUGGAAUGAGCAUACUUAACAGUGAACUUGACUCUUUAAUUAUGUAUUAUAGCUGUAAUGUAUUUAUUUUGUUUAAAGAAGGCUUUCUAACAAUGAACCGACUAAAUAAAGCUGUCUGGCCCGGCUUUAGUUUGAAGGUGCAUUGUAUACUUUGUGUUUUUGCAGGUGAAUAAAUUGGGGAUCUUGGAGAAGGAUGUUCAGGAGAUAGUGAAAGUUACACUAAGCAGACUCGUAGUUUCUAUUAAAAAAAAAAAAAACCAGAAAAACAACUUUGUUAUAUUUUUUAGUCCUGUUCUUGGAUGAGACCUCUAAGUGUUAUUACAGUAUAAUUAUUUCGUGGGAAGAUGCUGUAUCUUAACUAUUUUAGACAGUCUUGGAAUCUUAGGAAAUACUGUAGCCAGUAAUCUACAUGCCUGUGAUGAAUGGCAAAUUCAGUUCACAUCUAAAUUAAAUUCACUUUAAGUAAGAAUGUGCUAAUUUAUAUAUUUGCAAUGUUAAUAUAGCAUCUUGUGUACAGAUUUGUUCUCAAUGCUUUUCUGUUGAUAAGCAUAAAGCAUUUUGGUGUCAAGCUAGGUUUUUUAAAACACCUCUCUUUGUUAUAUUGUAGAGAAUACAAUAAGUUGCCUCAAAGAAUUACCUUUGUUACUUCUGGAAACUUUUGCAAUGUUUCCUUGAAAAUGGGGAUAUGUGUCUUUGGGCAAUUUUUCAAUUACAAGAGAUUAUGAAAAAUAUUUGAUAUGUUCUUUGGAAACUGCACUGAAAUAAGAAUGGAUGCCUACCAAUAUACAAACUACAAAAGCAAUGACCUCCGAGGUAGGAUUUACAAGAGUACUCAUUCCGACAUACAAGAAGGAAUGGAUUCUCAUUGGGAUAAGGACUUGCUUUGUUCGCCAGCAGUUCAAUCCAAGUCUUGACUGGAUGUCCCUAAAACGGACGCAGACUGAGCCAUUGUGCCAGAGACAACGUGUUAUCUUUUUAUGUUGUUGUUGUUGCUGUUAAACUAUGAUCUGUGACUUUUUUUUUGAAUGCUUUAAAAAAAAUCUUUAAGUCUGUGGAUCUGCUGAUGUACAGUGCCUUUGCUGCUAUGGAUCAAAAUCAAAAGACCCGUGUAGAUAAAUCUUAUUGUAUAAGUAGAAGAUUACUUAAUUUCAUACUAGAAAUGGAUUGAUGCUGCAAGUUAAAAUGGACUGUUCAUUGAAGUUCCAAAUGUGGUAGCAAAAAAUGGUGUCUUAAGUGCUUAGUGUUUGAUGUCAUUAACAGUUUCGUAAUACUCUACAUUGUAGAAAGAUUUUGAUACUAAACUGUGUCAUUGUACAUAGUUCUAAUGCAUUGUAUUGACCACCAGUACUUCUAUAAUGGUAGAUUAUUGUUUGUGCAUUCGGACUUUUAAGCAUUAAACAUAAGUAACUUCUAGGAUGCA